CGCCGCUGCUGCUGCGGGCCGCCCGCGGGGGCGGCGAUCGCGCGGGCCCCAGGCGGCGGGUGGCGCACUUCACCUUCCAGCCGGACCCGGAGACCAAGCAGUACGGAGAAACCCAGAAAAUGAAUCUCUUCCAGUCAGUCUCAAGUGCCUUGGAUAACUCACUGGCCAAAGAUCCCACUGCAGUGAUUUUUGGUGAAGAUGUUGCCUUUGGUGGAGUGUUUCGUUGCACCGUCGGCUUACGAGAUAAGUAUGGUAAAGACAGAGUCUUCAAUACCCCCUUGUGUGAACAAGGAAUUGUUGGGUUCGGCAUCGGAAUCGCGGUCACCGGGGCUACUGCCAUUGCGGAAAUUCAGUUUGCCGAUUAUAUCUUUCCGGCCUUUGAUCAGAUCGUCAACGAAGCGGCAAAAUACCGUUAUCGCUCCGGAGACCUUUUCAACUGUGGAAGCCUAACCAUCAGAGCACCAUGGGGCUGUGUCGGUCAUGGCGCUCUCUAUCACUCUCAGAGCCCAGAAGCCUUUUUUGCCCACUGUCCAGGAAUAAAGGUGGUAGUGCCAAGAAGCCCUCUUCAGGCCAAGGGACUGCUUCUGUCUUGUAUCGAAGAUAAAAAUCCCUGCAUAUUUUUCGAACCUAAAAUACUCUACAGAGCCGCAGUGGAACAAGUACCCAUUGAUCCGUUCUACAUCCCUCUGUCUCAGGCCGAGGUGCUGCAAGAAGGAAGCGAUGUCACUUUGGUCGCUUGGGGGACGCAGGUUCAUGUCAUCAAAGAAGUGGCAGCAAUGGCUCAAGAAAAACUGGGAGUAUCCUGUGAAGUAAUCGACCUGAAGACGAUUUUACCUUGGGAUGUGGAGACAGUUUGCAAGUCGGUGAUCAAAACUGGACGACUCUUGAUCAGUCACGAGGCCCCGUUGACUGGCGGCUUUGCUUCAGAGAUCAGUUCAACAGUUCAGGAAGAAUGCUUUUUAAACCUCGAGGCUCCUAUCUCAAGAGUGUGUGGCUACGACACCCCCUUUCCUCACAUCUUUGAGACUUUCUACAUCCCAGACAAAUGGAAAUGCUACGACGCACUUCGCAAGAUGAUCAACUAUUGAUCCAACAGGUUUGGAGAAGGAGGAAAAAAGGUGGAGGAGGAGGAAGAAGAAAGGAGGAGACGGAAGCAUUCUACCGACCCCUUAGUCCUUACCUAGACCUGAUCACGACUCCCCAAUCGUGUUGUCCAGCCUUGCUGAAAAUGCAGAUCAAAAACUCAGGCAACUGCCCCCUAGUUUAGGCCUCAGAAGACCCUGGAUUUUAAAAAAAGAGUAAAAUUAAAAGGUGUUUUCAGAAGUAAAUGUUUUCCAGAAAAUGAAUGUAAAAAUGUGGAUUGAAUUUGUAGAACCCCAGCAGAUCUCAAUAUUACACGAUGGCACCGUGUAAAUAUUGGCUCUGGAAUUUUAUUCAGCCAGCCACACUCCCCCGGUUGUCUUUGGUUUUUGUCUUCUUCUAAGGAGAUGAGUUUCCAAUAAAAUCCUUUAUGGUCAGUUUAAAAUGA
Messenger RNA from Ornithorhynchus anatinus (platypus), 1528 nucleotides. It is a transcript of the gene BCKDHB, whose product is annotated as branched chain keto acid dehydrogenase E1 subunit beta. The record is from RefSeq and is a predicted model, not a curated record. Gene Ontology annotation, biological process: response to nutrient; branched-chain amino acid catabolic process. The transcript is spliced from 11 exons. Bases 120 to 1088 code for a protein of 322 amino acids. Gene Ontology annotation, molecular function: catalytic activity. Lineage: Eukaryota; Metazoa; Chordata; Mammalia; Monotremata; Ornithorhynchidae.